CACACUCCGCCCACGCCAUGAUCAUCUCCACACGGUGAGCGCGUGGGGGGGUUGCCUCGCGCGCGGAGCUCGGGCUGCAGUGAACACGCGCUACAGAGCUGCUCUUGACCAUGUAACAGGACUGCAGUUCACGGGAUACUGACGAGCGAGCGCUGCGGCAGGCAUUCAGCAGGUGAAAAGGUUAUCAAUGCACUGACCAAUAGGAUCACAAGUGUCAAGAGAUGAAUGUCAUUGUCUGAAGAUCCGGGCAGAUGACCUUUUUGGGGAUGUGAAGAUAAACUGAAGCAAUCCUUCAUUCUGACUGAGGAUUCCAGCUACAUUCAUGAAGCAUAAUUGUUAGUGGUUUGUUGCCAGUUUGAUUGGCUGAGUCUUCCUGGAGCUCUGUGAGCAGUUCUUUAAAUGGUCAUGGCGAAGACAACCGAUUCCCUAAAUCUGUCCUUCCUCCUGGAGCACGAAAGGCAGAUGAUCCUCAGUGUUCUCCAGAAAGAUGAGAAACUCCGCAAGCGAGAGGAGAAACGCAUCAGGAAACUGAAAAAUGAGCUUCUAGAACUGAAGCGAGCCGGGCGGCGUAGUUCAGCCGAUCAGCGUGAGUGUGCUGUAUGUCUUCGUGCUCUGGGUCUCAUCUUGCAGAGGGGUAAUGUGUGCACUAACUGUCAUCGGCGCGUCUGCAACUUCUGCACUGCUACACCUCCAGACAGCAACUGCAGAUGCACUGUGUGUGCGAAGACCGCGGAGCUGAAGGUGGUUACAGGAGAAUGGUUUCUGGAAGAGAGAUCCAAGAGGUUCCAACAAGCCAGCAUUACCAGCAGUGAUGCAGUCAAACAGUCCAUCCUCAGCAGUCCUUCAGAUGGAGACUCGGCUCACAGAUCAUCAGAGAUGGAGAGAUCGUCUACGCCACAGCCUGAGAGAUCAGCUACGCCCCAAUCCCAGAAAAGCACAGGGAAGAACAGGAAAGGGAAGAGAUCGGUUGCAGUGGAAUCAUCAGGGUUACCAACAGUACCCAAUAACAUGAGAGCACAAAUGGUGAAAACACCGACUCAGACGGAGACAAGAAACAGGCCGGAUGGGGCAGAGAGCGUGUCUAGUAUACAAAGCAGUGACAGCGUUCCUGAAAAGAUGGCGGAUGGGCGGAGACAAAUGGAUUCUAGCACACCCUCUAUUGCCGUAUCCAGAGCCUCCCUCUCAUCAGAUCGCAGUCGCUCUGAGUUGGACCUCAGUAAUCCUGGUGAGGGGCUCAGUGAAGACCUUCUGAUUAGUCGAUGUCACUCAGUUCCAGGCCUGAACGAUGUGGACUCGGAUGAGGACAUUGAUGCGGUGUUAUCAGCACACUACAAAACCAACCGGAGCAUCUGCAGCGCGCAAUCAAUGUCUUCUACACCUGCCUCGGAGAGAAAGUGGGGUUUCCUUAAUGUACCUGACUCAGACGCUGACACUACCAGCAUCAACAGUAUGAUGAGCGUGUACAGUGAGACGGGGGACUAUGGCAACGUGCGGGUUUCCGGGGAGAUCCUGCUCAACAUCUCUUACAGCUAUAAAACAGGAGCACUCAACGUGCUCGUCCGCGAGUGCCGCUGCCUAGCAACCGGAGAUGAGAGGAGACAGCGCACGGAUGCCUAUGUUAAAACGUAUCUCCUGCCAGACAAGUCCCGUCAAAGCAAAAGGAAAACCAGCAUCAAAAGCAGCACCACUAACCCUGUGUUCAAUGAAAACCUGAGGUACGUGGUCAGUCACUCUCAGCUGGAGACGCGCACACUGCAGGUUUCUGUCUGGCAUCAUGAUCGUUUUGGACACAACAGCUUCCUGGGGGAGACGGAGCUGACCUUUGACUCCUGGCAGUUUGACACACAGUUAGAGGAGUGGUUCGCUCUGCAGCCCAGGAAUGAGUCUUAUGUGGACUCAGUGAUGCACUACAAAGGAGAAGUGACUGUGGUUUUGAAGUACAUUCCUGCAGAGAGAAAUCUCUCCCUGCCUCUGGACCAAGUGCAAGUGAAAAAAGGAUUUCUGAAAGGAAAGAAGACCAUCACUCUUCCUAAAGGAGGAAUGGUGGAGCUGCUGGUUAAGGAGGCAAAAAACCUGACAGCAGUCAAAGGAGGGUCCUCUGACCCGUUUGUUAAAGGAUACCUGCUGCCUGAUGACAAGAAAAGCACGAAGCACAAGACGGCUGUGGUGAAGCGCACAGUAAACCCACGCUGGAAUCACACCUUCACAUACUGCGGCCUGCAGGACAGCGAUCUGGACAGCGUGUGUCUGGAGCUGACAGUGUGGGACAGAGAGCCCUUCGCCAGUAACGUCUUCCUGGGAGGUGUGCGGCUCGGGGCAGGGACAGGUCUGAGUUAUGGGAAGGAAGUAGAUUGGAACGAUGCCUACGGGGAAGAGCAGCGGCUGUGGCAACGCAUGAUUGACAACCCUGAGGUCCCGCAAGAGUGCACCCUGAUGCUGCGGUCCAGCAUGGCCAAGAGGAAGACAUAGAGAGAAAUCAUCACAUCCGCUCACCUCUAGACACUUUAAAGUGCUCUUUAUGUUCUUUGGAAGUACUCAUACGCUCUCUAAAUUCUCAAGAUAAUUACAUGUACACACAUAUGCGCCACUAAGGUCCUUUUUACACCUGAUAAUAAGAUCCAUCUUGACUGAGACAGAUUGGCAUUUCAGAUUUCAAAGGAAAGAAACUCAGAUUUUAUGUCUACAUGCAUCUUUUAUGUCAGUGCAGUAACUGCAUGUUGUUAAAGCACAAAAAAGUUCAAAAGAAAUCACACAAAGUCAUUUUCAGUCAAAGUUUAUUUUAGUCCAGUACCUGUAUUAAGCACCCUUCAAAAGAUGUUGAUCAGGCUUAUUGAAGAAAUGUUCUAAUUGGAUGGUUGAUUUUAAAGCUACAUGUAACUACUUUUCGGGCAGGUGUACACUGUCCUUCACUGACCUGUCUUCAUUUAGCUCUGACAGCUUGUGAUUGAACAGCUGAGAUGAAUCUGUCAGGUGUAAAUGGUGCGACACACUACACUCCAACCCAGGUGUGAUUAUAUUUUCAACCAAAUGCUCACUGGCCAGAAUUGUGAAUAGCACAUGAAGACUAUUUCAAAAGAGCACAGAGAACAUGAUCAGCAAAGCUUACAUUUGUCCUGUAGGAACAAAGCACAAAGCACUUCCUCCAAACACACACACAAAAAAUACAAAAAUCUAUCCAAUUUGCACAGAUAGCACCUGCAUAUAACACUUGCACACAUGAGAACAAUGUACUAGAUGUGAUCAGUCAUUUCUAUGAGCACAUUUAUAUAGACAUGCAUAAAAGAUGUUAUGAUAAUUGUGUCAGAUCUGUCACAUGCACAUAAAUUUGAUUAAAGAGAGACUGAUGCUGACUGAAAUUUCAUAGCUUAAAUUUCACUUUUAAUGUGAAAACAGAAUUGUGUUGUAAAAAAAGAAAAAAAAGAAUAACUAAGGUCAUGUGAUUCAUUACGUUGAACUAGAUUUACAGUUCCUCCAAGAAAUUCAAAUGUUUUUGGAAAAAUUAUAGUUGUUAGCCCAAAUAGGAAAAAUACAUUUCUAUGAGACUAGUCACAAUUCAGCAUGCAAAUAUUAGUAUAUUAUUUAAUCUGCCACUGAUCUAUCACACCCCACUCCAAAGGGGAAAAAAAAGCUAUAUAAUAUAACCAAAAACGCAGACACACCACAACAACAACAAAAAAAAAACCUAAGACUAAAACUAUCUAUAUAUAUACACAGUAUAUAUAGCCGAAAAGAGAAUAGAAAUAGAAAAAAGAGAUUGUAAUACAGAAAAGGAUCACACACACACUGCAUAAGCACAAUGCCUAGAGCCCUAUAUUGAGUUUUGAGGUGAGUUUAAUAGAAAUUCCUCAGUUGAUCCUAUCGAGCCGUCAUGUCACUGUGAGGUCUCCAUGAAUAAUGUGUGCACCCCCAUUAUACCUAAUACUUUUGUUAGCAUCAGUCAAGUGAAUAGACCUUAUAGGCAACUAACUGUUUAAUAAAUUGAGAGAUUUUGUGGCAUGUAUAUGGCUCACUGCUUGACAUCCAAGUGUUAUCAUGUCUAAUAUUGUCUGAAGCUGUUUGAUUCCCAGCAUGUUUGGUGUCUGUGUGCCGUUUCCUCUCUCUCAUCAGGCAGAAAGUGUUUAGGAUUGUUCUGUUCUGUACUUCAUCUUCGGCAAGAAAAUAAACUAUUAUUAAACGAC
This is a messenger RNA of Carassius gibelio (silver crucian carp), 4178 nucleotides long. It is a transcript of the gene sytl5, whose product is annotated as synaptotagmin-like 5. Gene Ontology annotation, molecular function: phospholipid binding; neurexin family protein binding; small GTPase binding. Gene Ontology annotation, biological process: intracellular protein transport; exocytosis. The record is from RefSeq and is a predicted model, not a curated record. Gene Ontology annotation, cellular component: plasma membrane; exocytic vesicle. The transcript has 17 exons. Bases 400 to 2469 code for a protein of 689 amino acids. Lineage: Eukaryota; Metazoa; Chordata; Actinopteri; Cypriniformes; Cyprinidae.